AACCGUCACAUUCUGCGGAGUAGUAGUGUUGGCAUCAUCAGAGGGGCGCGAUUUGCUUAUAAAAUUGCAAUAAUGACUGAAGUGAGGAAGGACGAUGUUGUAAAAAUUCUUCACACCUAUCCAUUUUGUAGAAAAUGUGAUAUGUCCGACGAGAUGAAACAAGAGGCGAUGGAAUUAUGCGUGACUGCAGCAGAGAAAUACGCGGACAACUAUGAGAGCGUGUCUCGAAUGAUCAAGGAGACCAUGGAUAAGAAAUUCGGCGCAUCGUGGCACACGGUCGUCGGAGAGGGUUACGGCUUUGAAAUAACUUAUCAAUUGAAACAUCUUCUGUACAUGUAUUGUGCUGGCAAUCUAGCAAUAUGCAUAUGGAAGUCUGCAUAAUGCACUUUUUUGUAAUUUAUUUAAUGUAUUUAUAUAUGUAUAAUGUAUUUAUAUAUUCAUAUAUACAUAUAUGCACUUGAUUGUCAUGUACUUCCAUAUGAAUGUGCAAAGCGUAUAUACGUAAAUUGUUAUGAGAAAAGAGAAAGAAUAUGUUUAACAUCUCACAAGUAUGGGUCCAAUCUGCAUUUACAAGUUACACAAAUGCUUUAUGGUAUCACAAUUAAACACACUUUGAACUUCUCUGGACUAAUGUAGAUUAAUUUUUAAUCUCGAUUUAACUUUUCAUCUUAUUAUAAUUUUAAAAAUUAGGAAAAGAUACAAAGUCAAAUCGUUUAAAAUUAAGCUAGAUUGGUGUAGACUUUGCGUAUUGGAAACAAUUGAUACUCCAAAUUUGAAACUAUUUAUGAUAAUCUGACUCAGAUGUAUGAAAGGCAAUAAUUAAUGGAAAUACUUUCUAGUACAGAUUACUAAACUAUUUUUUAUUAUUUCAGGAGCAAUUUAUUAUUGUGUGGCAGUAUAUAUAUAAGAUCCAAUACUAAAAUGUACUAUUUUGUAAGAAGAUAUUGAUGUACAAUAUAUAUUUAGAAAAUUCAUAUAUAUGACAG
This is a messenger RNA of Monomorium pharaonis (pharaoh ant), 986 nucleotides long. Its product is annotated as dynein light chain 4, axonemal. NCBI's taxonomy places the organism in Eukaryota, Metazoa, Arthropoda, Insecta, Hymenoptera, Formicidae. Gene Ontology annotation, cellular component: dynein complex. The transcript has 2 exons. Gene Ontology annotation, biological process: microtubule-based process. The record is from RefSeq and is a predicted model, not a curated record. Gene Ontology annotation, molecular function: dynein light intermediate chain binding; dynein intermediate chain binding. The coding region runs from base 73 to 381 and encodes 102 amino acids.